This is a messenger RNA of Pseudogymnoascus verrucosus, 1119 nucleotides long. RefSeq lists its product as uncharacterized. The record is from RefSeq and is a predicted model, not a curated record. The transcript is spliced from 3 exons. Lineage: Eukaryota; Fungi; Ascomycota; Leotiomycetes; Thelebolales; Thelebolaceae. The coding region runs from base 54 to 968 and encodes 304 amino acids.
CGAACGAGAAUGAACACAGAGCCGUGUAGACCAGUAGCUAUCAAUUAGACCACAUGAUGGUCGACUUCAAGAAGCUCUUCAAUCGCAAGAAUCACAAGACCAUUCGUCCGAAACGGCCAGAGUAUGAAGAUAAAAACGUUCAGCCAUGUCUGCCCAAAACUCGAAACCGAUCGUUGUCUGUGUAUGAAUCUGGUCAGAAUACAUCGGGGCUCCUGUGGAAGCUGCCGGUCGAGCUUCGUCGCCGCAUCUACGAUGAAGUCCUCGGCCAUCGCAAAGUCCACCUGCUGUUCGAAUUCGCACCACGCAAGUACCGUAGGGACAGAACGAAUAAGAAAGAGAUCUUAGAGUGGCGGUGGUGGCAUUGCAUUUGCACCUGGGACCAAACCAUGGACAGUUAUUCUUCGGGCAUAUGGUUUGACCGAUGCAAAGACGUGGCUGUUAAUGGGAAUCCAGGCUCUUCGACUGGAAUGAUGGGAAGACUGAAACUAGAUUUCGCGAUUCUACUAACAUGUCGACAAAUAUACUCGGAAGCAAUCGACAUCCUUUACAGCACCACAAUAUUUGAUUUUGGUACUCGCCAGCUUCUGUGCGAUUUCCCAUCUCUAGUCCUCCCACAGCGCUUUGCACUCAUUAGCGCCAUUGAGAUGAUAUGGGAAUUUAUCGAUCUCGGUUUAUCGCCCAUCGACACCAAACGGACGCAACUGUAUCGGGAUAUGUGGGCCAUGCUUGCCGCUAUGCCUAACCUCCGGCACCUCAAGAUCGCGGUCGCAUCUCACGAAUGUCCUGAUCCCGCACCGCCUGACUUGAAGGAAGUAUGGCUAGGGCCUCCAAAGCAGCUAGGAAAAUUGGAUGUGUUUGUGGUGUUGGUUCCUGAUUCGUACGCGAGAAGUUUUGAUUUCAGCGUCGAUGAAGGGUCGAAUUUUACGCUGGAUUCAUUCCCGGAUAUAGUUACAAUGCAUUGUAUGUGAAUCUCGGCCAACACGUGAUCACCAUCUUGAUGUGGGAGUAAAUAUGGAUUAUCAAAGGACGAAUGGUUUGUUUUGUAUAGGACAAGCCUGGGAUUGCAAUACAUUCCGGGGUUAUAUAAGUAAUGAUUGGAGUUUAUCAUGAAAAUCGUCU